Gloeophyllum trabeum ATCC 11539 is the source of this 153-nucleotide messenger RNA. RefSeq lists its product as uncharacterized. The transcript has a single exon. The record is from RefSeq and is a predicted model, not a curated record. NCBI's taxonomy places the organism in Eukaryota, Fungi, Basidiomycota, Agaricomycetes, Gloeophyllales, Gloeophyllaceae. The annotation marks the transcript as partial.
CGCCCAUUUUCUUGCGAUAUGUGCGCCUUGUCUUUUAAUCGUCAACACGAUUUGAAACGGCAUCGCGACACGCAUACUGGAGAGAAGCCCUUCCUAUGUAACGGUGGAUGCGGUAAGACCUUCACGAGAAAGGAUGCACUCAAGCGUCAUCAG